CAUGAUGGCCACCUUUUUCUCUUUUUUUUCUUCAAAUCUUUAUCAAUAAUAGCCGCUGUACAUUCAAGAGUGUGGCAAGUGAAAUAUAAUGAAAAAGAAAACUAGUUACAACAAUACAUUAAAAAACAAAAGAGGGUUAUAAACAAAAAGAUAUUAAAAUAAGUCUUUGCAGCUUUUUUGUUUAUUAAAAGUUUCAAAAAUGUCUGUUAUCACCUCAUACUUUGAGGUGAGGUAUAUUAUGGGUUUUAUUAGUCCGCUUUAUGAGUAGAAUUAAAUAUAUAAAAAUAAGAGUGAGUUUUGAUCAAAACUUUUUCAUUAUUAAAAAAAGUUCUUAUAUUGUAGUUUAAUUGUAAUGUCACAACACAGUUAAAUGUUAAAUUUCAGUCCAGGAAUAUUUAACAUAAAUGCAAUAGAAAAUAUGUGAAAUUGUUUCAAAAGGAUAAGAUUCAUCCUUGUCCUUUUUAUGAUUUUUAAAAAAAUAAAUUAUUUUAUUGGAUAUGUUUUAAUAAUUUUGAAGUGAAGUUCCUUUACCUUGUUAGUAACCAAGCACUUGCUGUAAGUUCAGAUAAAUUACAAAUAUUUGUAAAAUUAUUCCAAUAGACAACGAAUCCCAUAAAAAAAUUGUUACUUUUUUUAAUCCAAAGUAUUAAAGCCAUUAAUAAAAAUAUCUUCUUUUUUUUAACAGUGCGUGUAAAUUUGGUCCACUUUUAUUUUGUAGCAACCUAAUAAAACCAGUCUUGCUCAGAUAUUGGAACAUUAAUGCCGUUAUCUGGUCAUCUAAUGUCUUCUUUUUGAUUCUGUUUAUGUAUAAAUGUUGGUAAACAACUUUGCUGUGAUGCAGGACAAACUUGAGACUUGUUCUGAGAAUAAAAAGACGAUAUUGUAUAAUGAGCACCCAAGAGAUCAAACUAAAACCAAGAUGAUGAACAACAAUUGAGGAUGAACUGAUGAAACCCAAUAAAUGUAGAGAUCAACAUACCUUAUGUAACCUUGAUAAUCAUGAUUCUAUACAACAUUAACUAUCUUACACUUAGACAUAGUUAAAGUCUUCUUGUCUAUGCUAUUUACUGACAUAAUAAAGAUGUUGCAUUAAUUUGCAUGAAUUAGAACUAGCAAGACUGUAAAGAUAUGGAUAUAAGCUUUUCCUGUGUUAAAUAUACAGUUAAAUUAUUUAUGUCCCUGGCAUUUGGGUUUAAAGAAAUCCUUUUAAUUUUUCCCACAUGUUUUUUCUGACUGAAUGUGAUAUUGACUUUUGGAGUCUUGAAUCAGAAGUGAAUCUGUGUAAAGAUUAAGGUGAUUUUGAAUGAUCAAAAUAUCAGUGAUAUCUAAAAAGCUGGUUAGCACUUAUACGAAUGGUUUGUUUGACAAUAAAUCUUUCUCCUUUGGUUAUUGAGAAAGAUAUAAAUGAUUUCUGUCUUGCCAUUUAGUCUUAAAAUCUUAAUAAAGGGAUUUACAUUUAUUGGUACUCUGUUUACAUUGUCUUCAGAGAUGCCUGUCAGGUUUCCUAUCAGAAACAAAUUUGUUGGUUUGAUGAAAAUAACGUGAAAUUUAAAUACUCAAGGGGUGUGAAUAGUUUUUGUUGUAACUGUAAUAGAGGAAAUUAGGGGGCUACUGUUGAAUAAAAGCCACUAGAGCCAUAAAAAACCUUGAAAAAAGUACAAAUUAAACAGAAACCCAUGGGUUGAGUUAAAUUAGGGCUUCUUAUUAACUGCUGCAAAUCCAACCAAUACAUUCGUUCUUUUUUUCUUGUGACCCACAUUUUAUAUUCACACCCCAUGACUCAUGUCCGUUGAUAAAAAUGCAGUUUAGCAGAGAGCUGUUUUUUAGCGGGGGCAGAGCUACGUACAGAUGUAAGCGUGUGUCUGAAAGAUAAAGACCCUCAGAAAAACGCUGGCUGGAUUAGGCUUCAAUUGCGAAACGGGGGUUGGGAGGGAGGACGAGAAGCGCUGGAGAGCGUUUUGUCGUUGGAAAGCGAGAGACGAAAGGUUUGCAGGAGAGAUGCAGGUUUAUUUGGUGUUACCCCAUUUAUAGCCGGGAGAUGAGAGGGAGGUGAAAGAGGGCAAAAUGCAGGAAAAGCAGGAUUCUCAGAACCGAACCCCAGGCGUUCUGGGGAAGGCUCACCCCGCUCUGAAAGCCUUCAUGUGCGGCUCCCUCAGCGGCACCUGCUCCACGCUGCUCUUCCAGCCCCUGGAUCUGGUCAAAACACGGCUGCAGACGCUGCAGAACAACGCCAAGCCAGGGACGCCAAAGGUGGGAAUGUUCCGGGUUUUCAUUCAGGUCAUCAGGACAGAGAAUUUCUUCAGUCUGUGGAAAGGAGUUUCACCGUCAUUUGUUCGCUGCAUUCCCGGAGUGGGGAUCUACUUCAGCACUUUCUACUCCCUGAAGCAGCACUUCUUUCAGGACCGGGCGCCGAACGCUGGCGAGGCCGUUCUGCUCGGAGCCGGUGCCAGAACCGUGGCAGGGAUCUGCAUGCUGCCGUUCACUGUCAUCAAGACGCGCUUUGAGAGCGGAUAUUACAACUAUGCGAGCGUGCCGGGAGCUCUGAGGAGCAUGUAUGAGACGGAGGGAGUCAGAGCUCUGUUCUCGGGGCUGACCGCCACGCUGCUGCGAGACGCUCCUUUCUCCGGCAUCUACGUCAUGUUUUACAGCCAGGCCAAGCGAGCGCUGCCUCAAGAAGUGACAUCAGCGCCGUACGCGCCGCUGGUGAACUUCAGCUGUGGAGUGGUAGCAGGCGUCAUGGCUUCUGUGGUCACGCAGCCUGCGGAUGUGGUGAAGACUCACAUCCAAGUCAGCCCAUCCCACUGGAGGACAGCAGACGCUGUCCGCUACAUCUACACGGAGAAGGGCAUGUCGGGUUUUUUCCGCGGCGCAGUGCCAAGAUCUCUCCGGCGCACUCUGAUGGCCGCCAUGGCUUGGACUGUCUACGAGCAGCUCAUGGCUCGCAUGGGCCUGAAGUCCUGAAGGGCGGUUGAGCAAACGCACAAUAACACGCGAGAGAUGAAACUUGAAGGGUUAAUAACAUUUUAACGGAAAGGAUGAAGAGAAGGGAGACAGCAGGAACCAGCCAGCAGUGCCAGGAACAGAGCAACCAGGUGGAUAAAUGUUGAGAGAGAGAGAGUCGUGUUAAAAUGUUUAAAUGUUAACGAUGUCUGUUUUUGACGAUGCACCUGACCGACUCUCCCUCUGCUGUGAAGUGAAUUUAUCCCUCUUAAUGUUUCUGCUCAGAUGUAGCAGUGGAUAAAUACCACUAAAAAAAAGAGAAUAAAUAAACUGGUUCGCUUGGUGCUUAGCGAGCUGAUAUGUGCGUUUACUACUACAGAGAGCUGCACUCUGGUUGAUGAAAUAUUUAUUAAACCUGCAUAUGACUGAGCAAUGUUUCUUACUUUGUUAAAUACUGUGGUUAUUUUACUUGUUUUAGACAAUCACAAGCACUCCUACAGAUGCAUUAAUCUAUGGAAAUUUAAGCCAACUCAAUAAUCACAUCAAAGCCUUUGUCUUCAUAUGGUUGAAACAGAAAUUACAGCCCAUUUUUGACACAAAAAAAAAAUCAAAUUUAUAUCUAAAGUAUUUCAAGGUGGCUUAUUUUGUUGUAGCAAAGCAGGAUUUUGCAGUAUUAUGUGAGUUGUCGUUCGUUUCCGUAGUAACGUCCUUGAUGGCGGGUCUGGUUUAUGGCUAAACACAUCCCAGUCACAUCCAUCUAUGAAAUUAUGAAUUAUGUUUGAGCUGAUUGUCAUACAAACGAUCCAGAUUAAAUUGUGUGCACAAUAUAAGUUCCUUAAUUUAACUGUUGUCUUUGUGAACUUUGUAAGGUGUUAAAAAGAACAUUGUUAAAAAAUAUAUUUUUGAAACAAAAAUGUAAGCAUUUAGAAAAUAAAAAAAUCAGGCCUUUAAUUUUGAUUAAUUUCAAAAUUACUAUUGAUUUGCAGAUAUAAUGAUCUGUAUAAAAAAAAUCUCCCGUUUUCUUUUACUUUCAAGGCUUGAAAGGUGUUAACUCUUCUCUUGACCAGCGGUGGCAGCAGUAGUAAAAGGAAACUAAAAUAAAACUUUCAGCAAUUCACGUUUUAUUUUGAUAACAUUAUUUAUAAACACUUAAAAACAUAAAAACAGUUUAAUUACUUUUUAUGUCAACUUUUCAAGUGAAACAUUGCUUUAGAAUUAUGCAGACAAAGUUUGCACGGAGUCCAUAUCAGUGGUGGAUUUUAUUUAGUUUCACACUGAUGACAGCUGCUCAGAAAUAAUUUACAAAGCACAAAUUGUGAUCUUUCUAGAGAGGAUUUAUUUCCUUGUUUCUUUUAUUUAUUUUUUGUGUUCAUGUGUAAAUAUAUGAAAAACAGAAGAUAUAGUAGAAGCCUUUCCAACGUUGGAAAUUGAAAUUAAAAAAAAGGAUGCAACUGACCUCUGUAGAGCCCAGAUAAAUCUGUUUUUAAGGUGAAAUAUGACGGCCUGAGUGUUUACUGUUUAACAUGUGUAACUCACUGUGCCAAGUUUAAGUUGGAUCUGUUUUAUUGCUAUCCGAUUUUCCUCAUCAUCCAUGUUCACACUCCAUAUAUAGUGCCUCACUUUUCUUUUUUUAGGUCAAAAUCUCAACUCUUCCUAAAGUUAUUUUACAUUUCUGUCAAUAAAAUUCAGAAGUCAGCUGA
Molecule: messenger RNA, 4640 nt
Organism: Xiphophorus hellerii (green swordtail)
Lineage: Eukaryota; Metazoa; Chordata; Actinopteri; Cyprinodontiformes; Poeciliidae
Product: mitochondrial glycine transporter B-like
Exons: 7
Coding region: 2065-2961 (298 amino acids)
Biological process (GO): glycine import into mitochondrion
Cellular component (GO): mitochondrial inner membrane; mitochondrion
Molecular function (GO): glycine transmembrane transporter activity
Source: RefSeq, a predicted model, not a curated record